AUGCGCAGCUACCGCCCAACGCACGACGCCCUCGCCGGCCUUGUGAGCCAGAUCACCAUGCUCUCGAGCGAUGCGCUCGAAGGCCUCUUGACCCUCGUCGCGCAGUACGAGCCAUCGCACGUCGCCAACUGCAGCUACGACGAAGUUGAGCUCGACCUGGAGCGCCUCCAGCCGCUGACGCUCAUGGCAGUCGCCCACUCGCAGUUCUCGCUGAACCGGUCGCCGCUGGCCAAGGCCGCCUUGCCGCAGUCGCACGAGGUCCAGCGCCGCCGCGUCUCGCUCAUCGGCCGUCUCUUCGCCUCCAGCGAGCCGCGCGAUCCCAUUUACCAGCCGCCGCCUCUACACCCAAAGAAAGCGUCGUCCAAGCGGUCGCUCGCCGACACUCCGGAUGCCGAUGACCCGCCGACCGUGCGGCGCGCCGACGCCAGCGAGAGCAUGACCCACACAAUCCUGAUUAGCAUGCGGCCGGACGAGCUGGCGUCGGUGGCCUCGUCCAACGACGCCACCGACGACGAGGAGAACGCAGGCGACGACCCGGAGCACGGGCUCGCCGACCCGCGCAUCUACGAGAUGCUCAAGAAGAUCAAUCGCUGCCUCGAGACGAUCCAAGCAAUCAAGGCCGACGUCCACAUAAGCUGUGUGCCCGAGUACACGCACACGACCAGCACGAGCUUGUGAGCUUAGAGUAGUAUUUUAUUAAAAGUAGGCCCGCGUCGCCGAAUCCAGUCGCGUGUCAUUAUUGUC
Saprolegnia parasitica CBS 223.65 is the source of this 744-nucleotide messenger RNA. RefSeq lists its product as hypothetical. NCBI's taxonomy places the organism in Eukaryota, Oomycota, Saprolegniomycetes, Saprolegniales, Saprolegniaceae. The record is from RefSeq and is a predicted model, not a curated record. The transcript has 2 exons. The coding region runs from base 1 to 678 and encodes 225 amino acids.